Penicillium egyptiacum is the source of this 1410-nucleotide messenger RNA. NCBI's taxonomy places the organism in Eukaryota, Fungi, Ascomycota, Eurotiomycetes, Eurotiales, Aspergillaceae. The record is from the annotation of a GenBank genome assembly.
AUGAAUAUAGAUCAUGACAGCCGGAGACGGCGCAGCGCGCUGGCGUGCAACACAUGUCGAGCACGACGGACGAAGUGCGACGGGCAUCGACCCAAGUGCUCUUUCUGCAUUAAGCGCAGCAAGGACUGCUUCUAUCAGGAGCCCCAAGACCUUGCACCAUCUCCCCAGAAGCUGGAGCUAUCGAGGAUAUGGGAGCAGCUAGAGCGCAUUACUAUAGUAGUACAGGGCCAGUCUCUGAAAAGCUCUCCCUCGCCUAAGGCGCAGCAGUUAUCUCGUUCCUUAACAGAUCGUGACGCGUCCACCGGGUUUCCGAUAAUGGUAAUCCAAAAUACAGCAUUCAUGAACCUCCUUAGCCUGGAUCAAUCCCUACCUGUGUUCCUCGAAGGCCUGGAGCGCGGAAGACCAGAAAUAACUCCUCAGCCACCUAGAACCCCCACUGUGAUGAUCGAUCUCCAGCACGCGUCCAUCGCAUUUAUGGAGCAAAUCUACAUCUGGUACCCAAUUCUGCAUGCCGAGUACACCGAAGAGUUCGUCCAGGCAAUAACGUCCUAUUUCCCGCCCUCAGUGGGGUCGUGCCUCACUCUUCUUAUCUUAGCUAUUGGAUGUGUGGUGAAGUGCGAAACCAUCAUGGACACCGUGCGGAGACGCCCGGAGGCGAUAUACAUACAAGCGGCUAAGGAGAUGCUCCCAUGUGUCUUUGCAAACAGUAGCCCGCGCAGCGCGCAGUGCCUGCUCUUGUUCGGUAUAUACCACCUUUGUUGUGCGCGACCAUGUCAGGCGCACGACUAUGUGGUGAUGGCAUCGUAUAGACUGCAGAACUAUUUGAUAAACGAAAUCAGAGUCCAACUGGACCUCGUCGACAGUGGAAUCUGGAGCGUGGCUUCAUACGCCCCAGCCCUAGCAAGCUCAGCAACCUGGACCUGGAACCAACCACAGCCUUUCGAGUCUCCCAAUAGUACAAAUGGUACAAGCGACAGCGAUAGUGACCUGUCCUACUUCGUUGCGGAGAUCGCUAUGCGCAAAAUGCUACGGCGCUGCACCUGGUCGAUCAGCACUCUGUCCCAGGGCAGUCACGUCUACGCGCCCAUUGUCGCCACCGAGCUGGAGCGCCAAUUAGAUGAGUGGCUGCAGAUGCUGCCAGAGCCGUUAUCAUUCCGCGCUUCAAGUUCAUGCAUCGGCAGCUCGUGGCGGAACUCAACGCGGGGCGAGUUCCUGCGCACGCAGUACUACGCGUUCAAGGCGUCGAUCUACUGGCCUGCGGUCUAUGAAGCACUCAGUGCAGGGGAGGCAAACGACGACCUCCGUCGCCACUGCAGUAAGUUCUUUACUAGCUAUGCUGAAUUUGCUACCAGUGCCGCUGCCGCUGUAACGGUCUGCAAACCGAAUGUCUGGACUUUAUAUGCGAGGUGA